AUGCUUUUUCCUACCUCUUCCUCCGUCGCGAUCGCGACGCUGAUCACAGCUGCUUCGGCUCUACCUGGAUCGAACAUCGUCGAACGAGGAACAGCAGCCAUCCAGGCAUACACAAGCUGGCAACUCCGCCUCUUCAGUGAAGCCCAACCAGUCUGCAACCCCGAAGUAUCAAACGUGAACAUCAGCAUCUGGACUCGCUCCGGACGAUACGGGCGCGAAUGCACGGCCUUUGACCCGACCACUGAUACCGAAGACAGCGUCACGCCGAAGAGUCUUUCUUUCAAGACGGUUGAAGAGGAUGCGAAGGACUUUUGCAUGUUUAGUUCUACUGAUUGUGCGCCUGAGAGCUUCAUUGAUAGUAUCACGAAUGGAUGGGAGGUUUGUUAUCCGUAUGCGGGGUGGGUUGGGUGGAGUGUUGUUGAGGCGGGGACGAGCUGUGUUUGA
Penicillium argentinense is the source of this 444-nucleotide messenger RNA. RefSeq lists its product as uncharacterized. The transcript is spliced from 2 exons. The record is from RefSeq and is a predicted model, not a curated record. Bases 1 to 444 code for a protein of 147 amino acids. NCBI's taxonomy places the organism in Eukaryota, Fungi, Ascomycota, Eurotiomycetes, Eurotiales, Aspergillaceae.